Psilocybe cubensis is the source of this 1107-nucleotide messenger RNA. RefSeq lists its product as uncharacterized. Bases 1 to 1107 code for a protein of 368 amino acids. The transcript has 3 exons. Lineage: Eukaryota; Fungi; Basidiomycota; Agaricomycetes; Agaricales; Agrocybaceae. The record is from RefSeq and is a predicted model, not a curated record.
AUGUACGCCGGAUACAGCGCGAGCCAGCCUUUGACUAACAACCCCUUUAUCGCUGAUGGCGGAUCCAAUCCCAGUGCGCGAUUCCCAGACCUCUCGAGCCCUCCUGUCACAAAUCAGCAGCAGCAGCAGCAGUACGGCGGCUGGGGCUCUGCAGCGAUGAGCCCCGUCAGCCCGCAGCAACAGCAACAGGGGAUGUACCAGCAGUACUCACAACAGCAGCAGCAGCCCCAAAUGACCAUGGGAUAUGCACCGCAGCAGCAGAUGGGCGGUGGCAUCUCGAUGGGAGGCGGCGGCGCCGGAUAUCUCUCUCCGGGUGUACAGCUCUACCCAUCACAUACAGGCAGUGGCGGCGGCGGCGCGCCCUUCCAGCCGUCAAGUAGCUUUGGCCAGCAGCUCGCGGCGCAUGUCAGCGGGAGCAGCUACAGCUAUCUCCAAGGCCAGCAGCAGCAGCAGCAGGGCAACCCGAACGCCUACAACCCCGCCCAGCAGCAGCUACAGAACAACCCGGGAUACGUGGCGCAGCUCGAUCCGUACUCAUCCAUCGGGCAGCUAUGGGGCGAUUCUAAUCAAUCGCAGCCGCAGCAACAGGGGCAAGCGCAAGCGCAGAUGGGCGGUGGGGUCGGGCUGGGUCAGAGCUACAGCAGUAGCGCCGGUGGUGUAGCGCCCCUUCCAACGGGCGGGUACGGCGUCUCUGCGUCCGGUGAGCCGCACCCGCGCGAUUAUAUCCGCGCGCACAAGGCGGAGAUCGAGGCCUGGGACAAUUUCGCGUGGAAGCAGCUCCUCGGCGCGUUCGAGACGCUCAUGAAGGCUUGGGAGACGCGCAAGGGCGAGCUGGCCGCGCGCGUCGGCGAGAUGAGCGCGCAGAUGAAUGUUGGGAUGGCGUAUGGCCCGUAUUAUGUCGCGCAGAUUCAGCAGGAGGGCGCGAGGCUGCAAGGGCUUCAAAAGGAAGCAGAAAACAACUUUGAUUCUGUAGCCGCGUCCUUAUUCCAGCUCCGAGAAGUCUUCGCUGGAUAUCGACAGUCAGGCGAUCUGGCGAGUAAGCGCCGGGUCAGAGAGGCCAUGAACGCUGCCCUGCAGGGUCUGCCUACUUUCCCUCAACCAUAUUGA